This is a messenger RNA of Lethenteron reissneri (Far Eastern brook lamprey), 8481 nucleotides long. RefSeq names its product anoctamin 4 (gene ANO4). Gene Ontology annotation, cellular component: plasma membrane. Gene Ontology annotation, molecular function: intracellularly calcium-gated chloride channel activity; protein dimerization activity. NCBI's taxonomy places the organism in Eukaryota, Metazoa, Chordata, Hyperoartia, Petromyzontiformes, Petromyzontidae. Gene Ontology annotation, biological process: chloride transmembrane transport. The record is from RefSeq and is a predicted model, not a curated record.
CGAAGCAGCUGUUUCCGCUCGCAGCACGGUUGACAGCUUAGAGGCUGCAUUUAUUUGAUUAUUCCACUUGUUAUUGGAGCAGCCUGCUCUUUAAUUCCACUGCAGGACGAGGGACUGCGCUGAACGGCCACCCAUUCAGCCGGCUUGUGCAAUUCCCCGUCUCCCUGCUGCCUAUAGCGAGACGUUAUUACAAUACUCGAGAAGUCUAUCGGCAGCGCGGGGCAAAUACGCAGUGACAUUGAAAGGAUCUCCUCUGUGUGUGUGUAUAUUAUUUUUUAUUUUGUUGCGGAAACAACGGCGCAGUCACAAUUGUUUGGACCGGCGGAGCUGAUCAGCAGGCGGCAUGCUUCACGAGGAGGAUACGACAGCAUCGGAAUUGGGGCAGCCUCGCGGGAAAGAAGCGCUCUCGGGGCCAGAGCACGGAGGGCUUCAGCUCCAAGAGCUGCAGCCGUCGGCGGGACCCCCUCAGCCAAGCCUCGACGACCCUGGACCCGACUCGUGCCCCUAUCCAGACCCCAUAGACAACGACGGGGACCUCGCGUUUGGGAGUAUGUCCUACGACGACCUUCCGCCACCUCCGUCGCCCCUCACGGAACCGUGGCCCAACUUUACCACCAUGCAGUGCUACCCACUGCCGCCCGAGACGGUGGCACGGGAGCCACCGCUGAGCAAAUCCCGCUCGGCGGGCGUGCAAGUGCCUUCCUUCUGCAGCUCCUACGACUCUUACAGCCAGACGAGCGACGGUCUCACCGUGUCCACCGUGCAGUCGCCCGACAGCUACCCGCUGCACGGCUCCUACCCGUGCUCGUCCGCGUCGCAGAUGGACACGCUCCCCUUGCAGCCGACGCGCUCGUACCCCGCGCACGGCCCCGGCUGCUGCACCUCGCCCGACGAGCCCUACUCCAUGUCGGCGGCUGUCAACAUGAGAGUGAAUGGCAAAAACCCAGCCUUCGUGGAUGAUUUGAACACCUCCAAUUGCCACUACCAUGACAAGGACACCCUUCUGUGCCCGGGCUCCCUCAGCAUGUCUUCCAUUGACACCCUCAGCCAGAGGGACAAGUUUCGGAACAGCCGUCUGGGUGUGCCAGGCUCGGGGCUGUUCUUCCGGGACGGCAAGCGGCGCGUGGAUUACCUGCUGGUGCAUCGAAUGUGCAGCCCACACCCCGAACGCCGCCACUUCUUUGAGAAGAAUCUGCGCGGAGAAGGGCUGCAAGUGGAGAGAGAGCCUUCAGUGACGAACAGCGAGACCGUGUUUGUGAAGAUUCACGCUCCGUGGGAGGUCUUGUGCAAGCACGCCGAAGAGAUGUGCAUCCGCAUGCCGUUCAGGCGAAAAUCGGAUGGCCAAAAGAAAAAGGUCAAGUUUAUACACAGAGUGAACAGGAACCUGCAGAAGCUUCGCAGGUGGUUGCCCAGGAACCCUAUGCAGCUGGAUAAGGAUUUGCUGCCAGACCUGGAGGAAAACGACAACUACACGGCCCCGUUCAGCCGGCAGCGAAUCCACCACUUCAUCAUCCACGACAAGAGCACGUUUUUCAGCAACGCGCAGCGAAGCCGCAUCGUUCACCACGUGCUGCAGAGAACCAAGUAUGAAGAGGGCAAAUGUAAAAUAGGGCUGAACCGAAUGCUUAACAAUGGAACCUACGAGGCUGCCUUCCCCCUCCAUGAGGGGAGUUACAAGAGCAACAAUCCCAUCGUGACGCACGGUGCAGACAACCACAGACACCUCCUGUACGAGCGGUGGGCAUGCUGGAGCAUGUGGUACAAGUACCAGCCACUGGACCUCAUCAGGCGCUACUUUGGAGAGAAAAUUGGGCUGUACUUUGCCUGGAUUGGCUGGUACACGGGGAUGCUGAUCCCAGCGGCUGCCGUGGGCCUUGCCGUGUUCCUGUACGGCUGUUACACCAUCAACACCAGCCAGGUCAGCAAGGAAGUCUGCAGCGCCAACAUAGAAAUGUGUCCGAUGUGCGAGAAGUGUGACUUCUGGAAGCUGUCCGACAGCUGCCUCUAUGCCAAGGUAACAAAUCUCUUUGACAAUGCAGCAACAGUGUUCUUUGCCAUUUUCAUGGCAAUCUGGGCCACCGUAUUCCUCGAAUUCUGGAAGAGGCGGAAAUCGGAGCUUGCGUACGAGUGGGAUCUCCUGGAUUGGGAGGAAGAGGAGGAGGAGAUCCGGCCACAGUUCGAGGCUAAGUACUCACAGAAGGAGCGUCUCAACGCCAUCUCGGGGAAGCCGGAGCCAUACCAGUCCUUUCACGACAAGUGCAGCAGACUGGUGGUUUCUGCCUCUGGCAUCUUCCUCAUGAUCUGCCUGGUGAUUGUGGCUGUGUUCGGCGUGGUCGUGUAUCGGGUCGUCAUGCUGAGCGUCUUCACGACAUCCGAGUUGGUGUUUGUGCGCAGCUACUCGCAGUUCUUCACUGCCGGGACGGGCGUCUGCAUCAAUUUCGUGAUCAUCAUGCUCCUCAACAUGAUUUAUGAAAAAGUCGCUGUGUUCCUCACGAACCUCGAGCAAUGUCGCACGGAGGCAGAGUGGGAAAACAGCUUCACGCUCAAGAUGUUCCUCUUUCAGUUCGUCAACCUCAACAGCUCCAUCUUCUACGUCGCAUUCUUCCUCGGGAGAUUUACCGGUCACCCUGGGAAAUAUGAAAAACUCUUUCAUAUUUGGAGGUUGGAAGAAUGCCACCCCAGCGGCUGCCUCAUCGACCUGUGCAUGCAGAUGGGAAUCAUAAUGGUCCUGAAGCAAACGUGGAACAACUUCAUGGAGCUCGGAUUCCCGCUCCUCCAGAACUGGUGGGCGAAGAAGAAGCUGCAGCAUGAGAUGGAGACGACAGAGGAUGACAUGGCGCUGCUGCCUCAGUGGGAGCAGGACUACAGCCUGCAGCAGAUCAACACCUACGGCCUCUUUGACGAAUACCUGGAGAUGAUCUUGCAGUUUGGCUUCACCACCAUCUUCGUGGCGGCUUUCCCCCUGGCGCCGUUGCUCGCUCUGCUCAACAACAUCAUCGAGAUCCGUCUGGACGCGUACAAGUUCGUCACGCAGUGGAGGCGUUCGCUGGCUUGCCGCGCCAAGGACAUUGGGGUUUGGUACGGCAUAUUGGAGGGCAUCGGAGUCGUCUCCGUCAUCACCAACGCAUUCGUCAUCGCCGUGACGUCCGACUUCAUCCCGCGUCUCGUCUACUUCUACCAAUACGGGCCCUGCGCACGCAUGACGGAGUCGGAGAGAGAUUGCCUGGAGGGCUAUGUUAACAGCAGCCUUUCGGUGUUCAACGUCAGUGAUUUUGAACCCACCGGGAAUCCGUUGUCAUCUCGAUCGGACAAGAAGGACGGGCCACUAAUUUGCAGAUACCGCGACUACAGAGAGGCCCCAAGCACAAACAGGGAGGAGCCAUACAAGUUCACGCUACAGUUCUGGCACGUGCUGGCCGCCCGACUGGCUUUCAUCAUCGUGUUUGAGCACCUGGUGUACUUCAUCAAGCUCAUCAUCGCCUACAUGAUCCCGGACAUCCCCAAGGGGCUGAAGGAGCGCAUGCACCGCGAGAAGUUCCUCGUGCAGGAGAUGGUGCACGAGGCGGACCUCGACGCCUUGCGCAAGGAGCGCAAGAAGACCGGCCGUUUCUUCCAUGAGUGGCCCUGAGGGCUUGGCUGCCUAUGCCACCGUUGAACUACUUAGAACACCCCUCCUCCCUACACCAACCCCUCCCCCCCCCCCCCCAUGUGUCCAUUCGCACCUGAACAUAUAAGAGCGUCUUUUUGUGACCUGGUUCAUUAAAAAGAAGCACUUUUGUCUUCCGAAUUUAUUUAUUUCCCAUCGUUAUCCCAACUGCCACUGAGACAAAGUAUCCGUUCGGAUAUCUCGCAGUGCAACUCUUCGUGUUAGAAAAUCGCCCAUGGACGUGGAUUUCACAGAGCUACCUCUGAGAUCCCUUUGAGUGACUUCUGGUUCACGCAGUAGUGGGAAACAUCUUUACACCCACUCUGCAUAUGAGAGUUAAUGUCCGUCACGUGAAUCAAACUGAUAUAAAACCUCUAUUAUGGAUGAUAUAUCAUUCUUAGAGCUGGAAUUUAAGCCAAACUAAACGCAGAACCAAAUUCAAGUAAUCGGUUGGGGUUUUUUUUUUGUGUGUGCAGUCAUCGGCGAGGGGGCCUGAGACCGUUGAUCACGGGCUGCUGCACGAAUUCAAACGCAGGGGUCUGAUCGGUGACAAUUGGGCGCUCUGACCUCGGAGCCACCCGACUCCAAAACAAGGCGGCAACCGUGGCGUGGUUUGUUUUUGCCGGAGAUGCUCCCACGUGGAAAAAAUGGCGUGUGAGGGUUAUGACUGAACAAAAAUACAGCAGACAAAAAGAAGAGCAAAGCUUGAAGUAGUGAGAAUGGAUGAUCAUGUCGACUGGACGUCUGUGAGAAAAGAGCUUUAUAGCUCAUCGGAUUCCUCCAGUCUAAAUAAUAAGAUUUGAUUUGAAACUGCCCUGGAAAUCAAAACAUCACUGAUGCGCCAGCGGUAAUGUCAACGCACUAAUAACAUUCAUGUAAAUGUUCUACAGCGCUUUCCACAAAUCUUCUUAAGAUUGUUAAAGAUUGUCAUCCUCUACACGGCACUUGGGGUGGUAAAACUCAGGGUGGAACUAUUCACCCCACUGGCGAAUUCAAUUGAUUGUCCGCGAUUCAGGCUCGCAAAUUCAUGAAUUGUUUUUUUUAUCAUCGUGUUGAAUAGUAGCAUCUCUAGUUGCUGCAGGGGUGCCAUGAACACGUGACAUGUAACAUACAAAUCAGAAUACGUUGAUUGUUACGUGUGUGAUUCGAUUAAUAUAUUGUAAACUAAAGAAUGAAUAUUGAUCGAUGCACCACCCCAACACAAGUAAUAUCAAUGUCUGGCAUAUAUACUAUGUAUAGCAGGGGGAGAGGAAUGAUAUUUAUUGGAAUUUGUUGGGACGUAUUUAAUAUGACUCAAGAUGAAAAGUACUUUGUUACUUGCUGUCUCUUCUUCACAUAUCGUCUUCAUACAUUAAAAUAUAAUCCAAUGCAUGAAAUCUCAUCCUGUUCCAAAUGGCUAUGUUUCAAAGCCUGUUUCUUUACCAUUAUAUCUCAUUCUCACAAAAUACAACUCUUUCCAACGUAGCGUUUCACUUCAAAUCAAUAUAUUCUAUUGCUGGAAUCCUAUUCAAUUUCACAGCAUUCUAUUCAACUAGAUUCAGAUUCAUUUCAGCCUAUGUUAUGCCCUUUAAUUCCAACUGAAGUGUGGUCAUUCAUACAAAUUAUUAGUCGUUCCAUGUAGAAUUUCUGUACCGUAUCUCAGGAUUAUAAGGUGCACUUAUUUCCCUUCUGUAUUUUACAGAAAACGGAGUGGUGCGUCUUAUAUUCUGGUAGGUGUGCAUUAGUAACCAAAUACGUAUAACUUUAUUGACUUUGGGUAUAAGUUUGGAGGGAGGUGCGGCUUUCUUAGAAUCUUAGGAAUACGGUCAAAUAUAUACCCAUCAGUCCCGUUUCUGUCCCAUUUGCUUUCAAUACAUUUUUCACAAUUGAGAAAUAUCCAACUCACACUGUUUCAACGUACUCAUGCUCGAUCCACGCGUUGCCCAUUAAUGUUUCCUGCAGGUGCAGAAUUAAGCACAAGGUUUGCUCUCGCAUUCGCCUAGCAUCGAGCAGAGAGGGCAGUCAACCGCUCCGUUGCCAAAGCAGGCCACUCGGCGCGACUGUUUGUCAAAGCCUCAGUAUAUGGACUACUCGUCUCUGUGGAAAUGCGCAGUGCUCGCAGCCUGCGUUAACGUUGUACACGCGAAGGCCCCAAAACUUAAGACUGUAUCUGGCGAAUGCGCAGUGCGUACAGGUGUACUUUGCGCUCGCUUACGUGGACCUGCGCAAAGAGUAAGGUGCAAAUAGUGGCAAGUUCUUCCCAGGUGAGUGUUUUGUUACGUUUGCACUUUUAAGGAUAAUAAUAGCACAGCUCUGAUGUGUAAUUGGACGGCUCUGGACCUGUUGCUGUUGUCAGUGUGGUCAUCGUUUGCUCGUGGUGGUGGGGGUGUUUAUACCAAAUGACUCUAUAAACUGAGGCUUUUAAUCUCGCUCUUUUUAAAUAAAUGUACUCCUUGGACAUUAUUUCAGCCAAUAUGUUUGUCUCGCAGUCUUCCCCAUUCGUAUGCGAGCAAUGGCACAAUUACAGAGCAGUCCUGUAUGUGUUAGCAAUCGUUUGCCAUUCAUGUUGUACAAAUAUCAAUGAUGAUCCUUUAAUAGUCAUACCGCGGCUCGCAGGCAGUACAUCUCGAGGCACCUUGGGGCAGAGGGGACCCCCCGUGUGUCACGAACUCAACGCAGCACCAACCAGAUAGUGGACAUUAGUCUGCCAGUAAGGGCGGGGGGAGGUUGGCGAAUGUAGCUUAAUUCCCAAUCGGGUAAUUGCUGGGUAUGUUAAUCGUUCAAUCCAUGCAUCAUCACACCCCUAGUUGUCUGUGACAAGUGGCUCAGAUGACAGCAGGAUAAAGUGAUGAGCCGGGGUUAAUGAAGACCAACUGCAGACGCGUCUCUCCUCUUGUGGUAUUGGGGAUGAGAUGGCUUUGGCCUUGGUGCACGGAACAUUGAGAUGGACAAAGUUUCGGUUGCAAUUAGACCCCUAGGCUUUUGGAUCGAUACGCCUUAACUUGCACGCCGUUACAGAUGUUUAGUGCAUUUCUUUUUAUUCACAUGAUUCAUUUACCGUUGUAUAUUCUGGUGUAGAAAUGCCAGUGAUGAAUAACCCUUCCCCCCCUUUUUAUAGCAAUUUUUUAAAAUAACAGUGUAAUGUUAUGAUUGUUAUAACGAGUGACUUCCUUGGCUGUUGAAUAAAUAGGGCACCUGUUGGUGUGCAAUGAGAGGUAAAUAUGGCAUCAAGACAAGUGUGGCGACGGAAGGCCUAGAAAUGUAAUGGAACUUGGUGAACCUUUCCAUCAUUGUAACGCUGACGAGGUUAAGUUUUGUUGUAAUUUAUUUCCACGCAAAGGCAUCUGCGUUCAGCCAUUCCCUCGCGUGAAAUAUUGCACACAACACACAUUGGAUGCUAUCCACUUACUGUGUUAUCAUCGAUCAAUGUAUGGAGGGGGGGUGUCUUUAAAAAACAUUUCUAGGAAUUUGAAAUCUUUUUAAAAUAUAAAAUGUCACCCGCCAGCCAGCCUCCCUCUCCAUUGCAGUUUUUGAAAAGAAAAGUAAAAAAAAAGUUUUACGCCGUCAUAUUGUGGAACAACUUUUGAUUAUAUUUUAAAGUAUUUAAUGUUUUAUUUUUUAUUUGGAGGCAUAUUAAUAUUCAAGUUGUACACCAAACUGCUAUCAGUUUACACGGCUAAAUAACAGUAUGAAUUCAAUGCAAAACAGUUCUAUGUAUACCAACGUAUGGCAUGUUCUUUGUUGAAAAGUCUUCACGUAAUGUUGAUGGAUAUAAUGCAAACGCUCAGCAUUGUAAUAUCAGAAUAUUUAGACGACAACAUAGGCAUAUGGCCAAAAUAUAGCUACAAAUCAUGUAUACAUGCAUGCAGGUAAGCGCCACUUAAUUCCAUUUCUUAAUCAUACGUAUAUUUGUUUUAAAGCAUGGUACUGUACAGCGGUGUGCACACGGGGAGACCUUGGAGAGAGAAGAAUGGUAGUCAUCUGACUGAUUUACUUCAUAAUUGGCAAUUUCUCUCCAUCGUUAAUGGGCUAUACAAGUGCGACGCUAAACCAGUUGAGCCAAGGUCAUGAUCCAUCCUCCCAUUGUAUCUUGGAGACGCGUGGCUGCGUAGGUUUACGUCACUGAGCUGUAUAUUUAUCCGAUGUGUUUGUGGGUUUGCCCAAGAAGCGUCCGGUCCUGAAUAAGCUCGCGGCUUCGUUGAGCGAAACGUCGAAUGUCGUGCCAAAUAACAGGCUGUCCGCCCCUAAAACCCAUCGGAGAUGCUAUACCUUCAUAAUAGAGGGUUUUUUUGGAGGGGAGGGUUUAGAUGGCGUAAUUAUGAAUUUGUCAUUAAACCCGCCACCACCCGUCGCAGCCAAUUGUCACGUAAACAAAACGUGGCAAUUCGUUACUAGUACAGCACACCGGUGUGUUGUAGAGUCAACCCAUGACGUUAGAAUUACUAAUUGGCUGUGUCGGAUGGUGGCGGGUUUAACGACACAUUCCUAUUUAUGCGAUCUCACCCAAAAAAACACUUAUGGACAAUAUUGGUCGCGAAAGCCUACGUCGAUCUUUGGAGAGGUUCACAAUUGCAUUGUUGUUCUGGAAAUUAUGCCCCUAUUUGUAACCAUGAGCCAAAACAUGAUUGCAAACUCUCAACAGCAGCAUUUGCAACAUAGCAACUGAUUGAAUGCUUAUUUUACAUAAACUGUUUACACAUCAUAAUUAAUGUUUUAGUUAUUAUUUUCAAGAAAUGUGUUUUCCAAUGAUGGCUACAUACUCAUGUGUUAAUAUUACAUGGCAUAUUACAAAACCAGAGUUAACUAAAGUUGCCUUAAUAGACUUCGAAAAUAAUAAAUCGGAAAUUAUGUUACUA